Molecule: messenger RNA, 4907 nt
Organism: Lutzomyia longipalpis
Lineage: Eukaryota; Metazoa; Arthropoda; Insecta; Diptera; Psychodidae
Gene: Rab5
Product: ras-related protein Rab-5B
Exons: 6
Coding region: 308-961 (217 amino acids)
Molecular function (GO): GTP binding; GTPase activity
Source: RefSeq, a predicted model, not a curated record
GCGUUUCAUUCGUGUUUCAGUGAUGAGACGGCGAUUGAAGCGCCACUGCGUAAAAAAGUUGCAAUCUUCGGGGGAUCUUUGUGUGUAAAAAAAAAUUACGUUUCUCAGUAUUUCUGCCACGGAAAAGCCCAAAAUUUCCACUGUGAUCGGUGCAAAAAGGCGUCGCGACGGAGGUUUAGCUGUACUGAGUGACAUCACACACGAAUCCACCGCCAUUGACCUGUUGAGGAGCUGAAAGAGGUCAUCUGACGUAGGUAAGUGCGACACAACCACACAUAGAGGCGGAAGAAGUGCUGCUGAAGAGAAGAUGGCAACAACACCUCGUGGCGGAGGCGCAACAGCACAGCGACCCAAUGGGGCAACUCAGGGCAGGAUAUGCCAAUUUAAGCUUGUCCUGCUGGGUGAAUCAGCCGUGGGGAAGUCCUCGUUGGUGCUGCGUUUUGUAAAGGGACAGUUCCAUGAGUAUCAGGAGAGCACCAUUGGGGCUGCAUUCCUCACACAGACCGUCUGUAUUGAUGAGACGACUGUCAAGUUUGAAAUUUGGGAUACUGCUGGUCAGGAAAGAUAUCACAGUUUAGCCCCAAUGUACUAUCGUGGUGCCCAGGCGGCGAUUGUAGUUUAUGACAUUCAGAAUCAGGACAGUUUUCAGCGAGCGAAGACUUGGGUUAAGGAACUUCAGCGACAGGCAUCACCAAAUAUCGUAAUAGCUUUGGCUGGAAACAAGGCUGAUCUAUCCAACAGUCGGGUGGUGGAGUACGAAGAGGCGAAACAGUAUGCUGAAGAAAAUGGUUUGCUCUUCAUGGAGACGUCCGCAAAGACGGCGAUGAAUGUUAAUGAUAUAUUUUUGGCCAUUGCCAAAAAACUCCCCAAAAAUGAAGGAGCAGGCCCACAAGCUGGUGGACAGGGACGGAGAUUAGAACAAAAUGAACAGAGCAGACAGACGACUAACUGCUGCAAGUGAUGUCAUUUUGCAGAUAUUAUGGAGGACAGAAUUUUGGGUAUUUUAAAAACAACACACGAACAACAGCAGCAGCUAAUGAAUCUACAACUACUUCUCAAAUCCUAUUUCUUAGGGUGUGUUUAGACCCAAAUUAAAACAACAACAAAAAAGUUGAUGGUGGUUCAAUAAUUUAAAGAAAAUAAAAAAAAAAAUCAAGAAACAAGCAAAGAAACAUUGAAGAAUGAAAGCCCAAAUUGUUGGGACGUUUGAAUGGGCGAAAAUAAUGGCAUUUUCUAAUUUCAAAAGAGAAUAAGUUUAAAAAAAAAAUACAAAGAUAAUUGCUGUGGGAUUUUUUUUUCGUAGCUUAUCGUGACAUCCACUGCUGUGUCUGUGUGCAAGAGAGAUAAAAUGAAAGACAAACACGUGCACUGAUUGGCUUUUUUUCUUUUUUGUUAUUUUGUAAAAUAAAAUUAAAAAGGAAAUUUUUUUUCCCGCCCUUUGGUUUGCCUUCUUAUCCACCCUUCUGGCUCUUUGCAAUAUUUGAAGCAAAAAAAAAAAGAAAUAUAUAAAAGAAUUAGAACUUAAAGAAUUUGAUUUUCUUGCAAUUUAGGAUGUCUGUUGAUGUUUUAAAAAAAACCAUUGAAGGGUACUACUUUGAAGGGAAAGAAAAAAAAUCAUUUUGUACAGAAAAAAGUAACGACAAAAUCUUUCAUUUUUAACACCAGAAACAAAAAAUAGCUAAAAAAAAAGAGAAAGUAAUUUUUUUUUAGAAUAAAAUUGUAGAUUAUUAAUGCAGUGAACAUUCCAACAUUAUGCUGUUGCUGUUUUGCAGUUGAGAAAAAAUUUUACUGAAAGUAAUGAAGAAUAGUAAAAAAGAAAAUAUACAAAAAAUUGUAAAUGUGGAAAUGAUUGAAAAAUUAUUAAUUAUUAAAUAUUUCCGGGAAGUUGAACACCACCACCACACACAUAGACCAUUGAGAGCAUAAAUAAUAUAAUUGUAUAAAAGAAAUUCCUCUAUAACCACCCUGUUUUUUUAUUAUUUCCUUUGCCGCCUCUUUUAUUGUUUCUCUUUUAUUUUUUUCUUUGCAAAGCAAGUGUAUAUGAGAGGUCGCAAUUUAUACGAUGUUUCGUGUGAGAAAUUCAUCUGCAAAAUGUCUUUUGAAUUGAUAUUUUUUCCUCAUUUAUCACACAAAAUUUGGGGACACUACACUGAAAAAGAAAUCAUUGAUUUUUGCUGUAAGAUGGGAAUUUUUAUUCGUUAAAAUAUUUUAAUUUAAUUGAAUGAAAAAGAAGAAAAUUGCGGAGAAAAUAUAUAAAAAAAAUUCUCUCGAAGAAGAAUUUCUUCUAUUUUUCUGAUUGUAGAUUUUUAACCGUUUUAAGAGAUAAAAUUCACCCCAGUCUCCUCUAUAUAUUAGAAAAGUUUCAAAAGGAGUUUAUUCAUUUUGAGAGUCUCCUCUCCACGUCAUUUAAAGAGACAGAGGAGGCCGAAUAAACUCAAACAACAUUUAAAAUUUGAAAAAACUUUUUAUUUUUCAAAUAAAAUCAGUUUAGGACAGAAAUGGCAGAUUUGGCCAUAAAACGCCAUAAGCCACGCCCCCAUUUUAUAUAAUUUUUUCCUUUAUUACGAGUUGAGCAUAAGCAUUAAUUCUUCUAUUGAUUAUCUUUGUUUUCAAGACUUAAAAUAAAGAAUUUUGAAGCUCUUUCUGUAGCUCCCAAAACCAGUGAUAAUUUCUUUUAAAACUUAAGAUAAAAUGGGAGCAUUGAAGCAUAUGCUUUGUACCAUUAAUGGAGAAAUAAAGUAGAAAAGGCUGUGUGGAUGUCGAAAUGACGUCCGGCCCUGAGAAAUUUAAAAAGAAGAAGAAGAAGAUAAAGUAGAAAGAGGCGUGGCUUUUGCUUCUUUUGGAGAAUUCUUUGAUGUAACUUUAAAUCUAAUUUCGGAGAAUAUUUGAAGAUUUUCUUUUUAAAUUUUAGAAUGUAUCGAAAUAAAAAUAAAUUAAUUUACCUACCAACGAAUUACUAAAAAAUUAUCGCUUUUUAAUAGAUUUAUUAUACAAACAAAAUUAAUUCUUUAUCUAAAAAAAAUACAGGAGACUGGGCAUAGAUAAAUGUUUUGAAGAAAUGAAAGAAAUAAGUUUAUUGAAGAAUUAUUUUUAAUCAAUUAAUUGUUAAAAUUUCCAUCGAACAGCAUUCCCAAUAAAAAAUAUUUUCAAGAAAAAAACUACGCCUGAGUGAUAAAAAAAAAAUUGGAUAUAAAAAUUAAAGAAAUAUAAAUAAACAAUGACGUGUAAUACUAAAAAUAAUAAAAAAUGCAAUCGGUCUUUUAAAAAAAAUCAAUUUAUUUUACUAUAUAGAUUUUUAUUAAAUAGGACAAACCUGAAAAAAAUAAGGAGAUUCUUUACAAAAAAAAAUAAUCAGAAAUUAUUUUAGUUGGAGAUUUAAAAAAAAAAGAUAAAUAAAAUUAUAAAAGGUUCAUCGAUUUAAUUAAAAAAAAAUGCGGAUGAUGUGAAAAGUAUUCGAUCAAUGUGAAGACAUAAAAAUUUAAAAAAAUAUAUAAAAAUCUUUGUAAUAAAGAAUUAGAAAAUAAAAUUUUAUAUAUAAAAAAAAAGAAUUUUAAAAAUGAAAAAAUAUUCCUACUUUUAAAUGAAUAUAAAUUUGCAAGAGAGAUAUGCAUUAAAUGUAAUAAAAUAUUAUUGAAGAAGAAAAAUUUUAAUCCAGAGAUAUUUUUUCUUUGUGUUGAGUUGCUCUUUUGGUGGUUUAUCUUUUGUUUUUCUUUUGUAUAAAAAAAAAUUUCCUAACUCUAAGACUAGAGAGAUCAUCUCUAAAGACACUUGUUACAAUUUUUUUUAAAUAAUUUCAUUUAGAUUUUUUUUUAAAUUUUUAGUUCUUUUAGAGAAUUUUCUUUCAAAACUUCUAACCUUCCGGAAAAUUUAUUUAUGGUUUAUUUUUUUUGUCGGCAUGGCUCUGAAAUUGUUGCAAAUUCUUGCACACUACCUUCCUUAAAUGAGGGGUGGUCUCACAUACCCUAUUCAGUGGUUAAAAGCCUUAAAAAAAAUUGUCGCCAUGAUUGAAAAAUAAUAAUUUUCUCGAAUUUUCAAAUUAAAAAAAAACAUCUUGAAAAAAGAGAAGAAAAUUUCCCCAAAAUAGGGUAUGUAGCCCCCUUAAAAAUGCAUUUUCUUUUACCACCCAAAAACCUUCCUCCAAAUCGCAAUUUUUUUAAAACACACAUCAAUCACUUUCUCACAAAACGAGCGUAGUUCCUUCGGGGAAUGAGCUGAAAAAAAAGGAAAUAAAGAAUGUUUGGCAAAAAAUAAAAGAAUUGUUAAUAAAAGAAAAAUUAAUUUAUGGGGCUUAUUGUUGUUUUAACACGAACCAGAUUCAAGAGAUGAGAAAUUAAAAAAAAAAUCAUCAUAAUGCAAAAAAAAAAGUAUUGAGAAAUUUGAUAGUUUCUCAUCUGCGAAGGUAAAAAAAAAAUGAAAACCUUUCAUAAAUUAAAUAAAGAGAAAGAAAAAAAAGAAUAUCAAAAAAAAAUUAUAGUUGCGCGAGAGGAGAAAAAUCUGUAAAUUUUCACACAACAAUAUUUUAGUUAAAUAAAAAAAAAAACAAGAAAAUAAUAAAAAUUUAUGUAAAGAUUAAAGUGUAGAGGGGCAGCGGUCAAAUUGGAGCAUUCGAUUUGUUUAUUUUUUCUAUAAAAUAAAAAAAAUGAAAUAAAAUAAAAGAUAGUCUUGGAGAAGAAGAAAAAAUAGAGAAAAUAAAUAAGAAAAUGAAUUGGGAUGGAUGAAAUCUAUAUAUAAAAUGAAAUAUAUAGAAAUUGAUGAAAAAAAUGAAAUUAUUCACUCUUUACACGCAAAAAAACAACCCAUUUAAAAAUACUAUUAUAAUUAUUAUUACAUGAGAAAAAAAACGUGCAGAGAGGAACUAUUAUGUAAUUAAUAUGAUUUUAGAUAAAGAAUAAAAGAAAAUAAUUGUA